Acytostelium subglobosum LB1 is the source of this 5703-nucleotide messenger RNA. RefSeq lists its product as hypothetical. Gene Ontology annotation, molecular function: ATP binding; protein tyrosine/serine/threonine phosphatase activity; protein kinase activity. Gene Ontology annotation, biological process: protein phosphorylation; protein dephosphorylation. The record is from RefSeq and is a predicted model, not a curated record. The transcript is spliced from 10 exons. The coding region runs from base 1 to 5703 and encodes 1900 amino acids. NCBI's taxonomy places the organism in Eukaryota, Evosea, Eumycetozoa, Acytosteliales, Acytosteliaceae.
AUGAUGGAGUUUCGGAGAAAGAAUAGGUCGGGAUCAACAGUGUCACCAAAGGGUAGAGCUGUAGAGCAACACUUUGGUACUCUCAAUGCUCUUAUAAAUACACGUAAUAGUAAUAAUAGUAGUAGUAGUAAUAGUGCACAUGCAUCACAACAACAACAACAACAAUUCACAAAGGAGGGACUGCCUCUACUUGAAACAAUACUGGACAAGGCCAAGUCAAUGGACACCACCGAGAAGAACUAUUGUAUAUCAAGAGGUGGUCUCACAAUCCUGAUACAAUGCGUCUGUUACUGUGGCAAGAUAUCUUGUAACAGUGAUCUUGCUCUAGAGAUAUGCCAACAAUUGAUUGAUAAUAGCCACGAGGCAUCAAGACUGUUUUGUAAACAGUUGAUAUCACAUCUCUAUGAUGAGAUUGAGUGUGUAGGCAUUGCCGAGACACUGUCUAAGCUGAUAGCAUUAUAUCCUUUGCGAUCGAUAUUCAUUGAGGAUCUGUGUAUACCUAGACUACUGGAGAUAUACUACAAGGGCACUGUUGCCAUGUCACAAAAGAGGAGUGGAGGAGUAUGUGUCAUUGAUAGGCCAGUCGAUAUACCGGCCAAUGGUUAUGCAGACCUAUUGAUAUCAUCGGCCAACUUCUCCCCACCCGGUGCAAUCCUAUCUCCAACACCACUAUCAAGUAGUGGCGGCAUUCAACAGCAACAGCAACAACAACAGCAGCAACAACAGCAGAGUAGUAGCAACAACAACAAGGGCAGCUUCAUAUCAUCAAGACGCAAUCUAAGAGAGUCUUCGUCGGGAGCGAUUCGCAACGAUGAGGCCAAUGCCACAGCAAGCAAUGGAUCAUCACCAACCGAGUCACCAUCCAUAGUAGCAUCACAUCCACAGCAACAACAUCAACAACAACAUCAUGGCAACUCACUAGUACCACCCUUGAAUCUCAAGCCUCUGUCAAUGUCCACAUCAUCGGCUUCUUCAUUGUCGGCUGGUUCCAAUCGCACUGUUACAUACAGUCCAAUGUCACUGCCCACCAGUCCGACAUCGUCCAACUCCUCCUCAGCUUCUCGGAUACCAAAGCCAAUCAUUCCACGAUUGAACCUACCCAUGCGAGUGGAGAACAGCGCCAAGAUGACCAGAAGUUCAAGGCGACGCGAUGACUCCAACUCCUCGACAAGGAGUCUGACAGGAGGUGACGUAGGCAAGGUGGAGACCAACACAUCCAAGGAGCUAAGCGAUAUAGCCACCAAGCUUGGAGAGACAUACAUGACAACCGACUUGUCUGCACUGAUGUCUUACAAGCAGGCAGUUGAUGCACAUAUAUCAUCGACUACAUUGAAGAGGAAUAGUUAUGCUCCCAAGCGACUGAUCAUACCAGAUACUUCGGCGGGUGUCUCAUCAGACACUCAUUCACUCUCCCCAGACAUCAACUCAUACAAGAACUCCAAUCUCUUCAAAGUGAGAUGCUUCAUCAUGAAGACUGUCAUUGCUCUCACCUCUUACAAUCUUUGGCUUCUCCAAUACGUCAACAACCCAAUGAACUUGCUGUACUCUGAGUUACUGCUGGUUUACAAGGGUAUCAUCCCAGCUGAUGGGGAGUACUUGAAGCUGGUGUUCCAGUUGGCAGGUAACUGGGCAGACUAUGUAGAGUACAUUCAUAGGAUCAGAUGGAAUGAUGUGACCAAGGGUAUGUCAUCAGACCGAAAGGCAGCAUUCAGAAAGAAGCUGGACGUGCUGCUCUGGCGAAUCAACAACAACAUACGUUAUGUGAUCGACACGAACAUCGUUGGUGACCUGGAGCACCAGCUGCAUCUGCUGGCCGACUACAUUGAGCAUUGUCCCACGCGUAUCAUGCCGUCUCAAGUGGUCGACGUGUGCAUCGAGGCGCUGCUGCGCAUCAAACACUACAUCUUCAAGGGCAAGAUCACCAGCGAGCGCUUCAGGGAUCUACACAUCAUCCACUACCUUCUCUGUAUAUUCGAUGCCAUCAUUGACCAGAACAUGCAUCCGCCACUAAACGACAUGUUCCUGGCAAUAUUCAUUGAGCGCGACGACACCUUCCACUUCAUCCGCCACUACACUCAAUAUCUACUGGCAAACGACAAUGUGGAGCGCGAGCUUCUCAAGAACAGCAGUGGCACUGGCGGUAUGCCCACCCAACACGCUGCCGAACGCAGACAGAUGCUAGUUGAGCUUCGCUCGCGAGUACUCAAGCAUCAUCUGGUGUGUGUGAGGAUGCUCAAGCGAACACAGGGCGAGUCCAACACUGAGGCUGACAAUCAACACACGAGCGAACUUGUCAAGAAGAUGGAGUACCUGUUGCUGCCCACUGGCGGUGUGAUCCUGCCCUUCCUUCAAGCCUCUGCCUACUCCACACACUUUGAGACCAAGCGACUAAUGCUUGAGCUGCUCAACACCAUCUUCUCAUUCAAGUGGAACCCAUUCACCAAGAAGAAGCUCUACAUUGAUGCAUACAUAAGCUACUUCUACAUUAGCUUCAUCAAACUGUACAACAACUAUGUAAUCGAUUCACAGACACUGUCACUUUGUAAACUUAUCCUCAACAUACUGAUAGCAUUCUCAGUCAACAAGAACGAGAAGAUAACGAUGAAGUUCUAUCAGUUAAAGACGAUGGACUUCUUGGUGAGGGAGGUCAACUUGGAGUAUGAGAUCAAACAGAAUAGGGAUCACUUUAUCGAACCUUUCUUCUUUAGGAAGGAUGGCCAAACAUCAUCAACAUCAACAACGACGACGACAACAACUGCCACAAACAAACCGGCUGAUACAGUCAGGACAUCAUCAGCACCACCACCUGUAAAUAUACCCAGUGGUGCCCUAGCAUCAUUCAAACCCAAGCUUCCACCUCUGAAGCUACCGCCAAAGAUUGGCGACAAAUCACCAAGCACCAACACAGUAGCGCCAUUACCAUCAAUCCCUCCCAAGGUCCCUCCAAUCACACAACCACCCAUCCCCCAGCCAGUCCAAACCAUCUCCAAGCCAGUACCUUCAUUAUCAACCUCUACCACCCCAGCAACAGCAACGACAACGACAGCGGCAACAACCUCCCCUCCCAAGCCUGGUCUUGCAGCAAUACCAAAGAUAUCCAUACCAAAGCUCACACUGCCCCUGGUCAAAGUUCGCUCCACAGAGAGUGAGGUCAAGUCACUGUCUGACUCUGUUCAAGCACCUGGAUUGCUCUCUGCCAUCGAACAAAAGAUCGAUCCACAGGACCCCAAGUUCCAACUAGUACUUGGAAAUCCAGUGCCAGCAGCAUCUGCUGUGGCGCAGGCCGCCAGCGAUGCGACCUCAGCCGAGCCGACAGCAAAAGAGCUGCAUCGUUACAAGGUCGAGAGAAACAAUCGAAAGCUGUACCACGACAAGGACCUGCACAUCUCCAUUCUGCAGCUCAUCUUUAGUCUUUUGCUCAACUCGAAUCACACGCUGGAGCAGCUAUACUCGGACCAAUUCCCACUUGUGGCCAAGAAGUUGAACGUGCCAUUCAUCCUGCAGCAGCACAUCAAUCAUCAUCAGAAUGAGAGUCUGAUCCCUGAGCUGUGUCAACGCACCCUCGAGAUGGGACUCAACUACUUCCGAGUGUUGAAGCUCCUCUUCAACAAGUUGUUCCACUCGUCUCUGUUCAAGGACCUGAAGCGAGUGGCCAAGGGUGCCUACGGUACAGUGUACAAGGGCACACUGGGCUAUGAUGAGGGACUGGAGAUCGCUGCCAAGCUCAUGUCCGUGCCCAAGUCCAUCCAUGACCGAUGUGCCCUGCACGACAUCUUCACAGAGAUCCUUAUCAUGGACAACUUUAGGAGUGAUCUUCGUGCCUGUCACAUGUUUGACUAUGGUGUCGAUGGCGAAAACUACUGGAUCGUGAUGAAGUCCUACAAGUGCUCACUAAAAGAGUGGCGACUCAAACAAACCGGCCACUUCCUGCAGCAGCUGCCUCUCUACCUCAACAUCUACAUGAAUGUCCUUCAGACCGUCCAGUUCCUCGUUGAGAACAAGAUCAAUCACUUUGACAUCAAGUGUGACAACUUCCUUGUGCAUCCAAUCAAGAAGGGCACGAUUGAGGAGGACUUUUGGAAUCAGCCAACGUAUGAUCCAAACUUUGUAGUUUGUUUGGCUGAUUGGGGCGAGGCCAAGGUGUACUCGGCAGACAUUGAGGGCUACACGACAAGGAAUCGUGGCACAGAGUUCAUCAAGAGUCCAGAGAUGCUGGCCAUUGCCUAUGCCAGUCAAAAGACACGCGAGAACUUUGACCGUCGUAAAAAGGUCGGAUCAAACACCGCAAGCGACGUCUGGUCGCUCGGCUGUCUUUUCUACGAGCUGCUCACGGGCGAGUUCCUGUUCUACGACGACGACUGGGUCAAAUUCUUCAUCAGAGUCACCCAGCCAGGCCAGGAGCUCAUCACACAGGACAGGAAGUCAAAGAUCCACAACAUACCGGCGAUCCUCGAGUUUAUGGACUUUGUCUUUGUCCGCGACCCCUUCUAUCGACCCACGCUCAGAGACCUGCUGACCAAGUUCACCUCGAUCAAGCCGGUCAUCAUGGCGCAGCUGGAGCAACUGAAGCAGCAACUGGACAACGAACAGCUGCACAACCAGAACCAGCCACGCCUCUACUACAAUGGUGGCGAUGGCACCAGAUACAAAGGAACCAACCGCUCCAGCGGACACUAUGGUCCAGGUCGAUUCCUGCCGCACACCUACAAUGUACUCAACAACCCCACCAAGUCCAACAACAACUCCCAAUCACGUCUUCACGAGUUCAACCUGUUGCCUGAGCUACCCCAUGAGCCACCCGAGUUCCCCGAGCACAAGUACCUCAUGGAGAUACCCUCAAAGAUCACCUCAUUCAUGUACAUCUCUUCAUUCAACCCAUCGAUGAACAAGAAUAUGUUAAAGAAUGAUUUCCGUUCACCAAACGCAUUCCCUGAUCACUUUGAGUAUCUUCACCUGCAACUGCACGACGACCCCUCACAGGAUAUUCUUCACUCAUUGACGUCGGCCUUUGACUUUAUUCGUGACGCAAUCAUGCAUCAAGGAAGAGUACUGAUCGUCUCUGAUAAGGGCGUGUCCAGAUCAGCAGCAUUGGCCAUUGGAUACUUUAUGGACUCGAGAUCAAUCAGCUACUUUGAAGCGUUCAUCUUGAUCAGAGACCAUCGAUACAUUGUCAACCCGAACCAAGGCUUUGUCGAGCAACUCUGUCGCUGGGGCAGACAGAGGCGAACUCAAAAGGGACUGGCGGAUUGGGGCGGUGGCGUGGAGACCUACGCCAACAACACCACCCAGUAUCAAUGCCUAUGUGGAGCUUGUGUCUUUACACUUCUGACACCAUUCGAUUCAUCUCGAUUCAACAACCCGCGACACUGUUGUUGUGAACGAAGCGAUGACUGUCCCAACUUCCUUGGCUGCUCUGCAUUCCUUCUCGAGAUGAAGAAGCUGCACAACUUUGGCUCAUCCAAACAUGUCAUGUGGGGCUACACCAACAUAACCAAUGUUGUUGGUGACUACAAACGAUCUUCAGUUGAGGUUGCCAAUCCAUCCAAAUCAAGAAAGAAGGACUGGAUAUUGUACAAAUGCAGGACCUGCCACUUUUUGACCUAUGCACUAUCGACAUCACCAAACAAUCAGAUCACUGGAACAGAUAAGCCCAUCGCCAUUGUAACAAACCUAAGGACCAACCAUCUGCCAAUGAGGAAAUAA